GUACGCUCUCGCGAGACCGCGCGGGGACGACGUCACCGGCGCCCUUCAGCGCGCACACAAGAUGGCGUCCGCCACUCGUUUCAUCCAGCGGCUGCGGAACUGGGCGUCCGGGCAAGACCUGCAGGCGAAGCUGCAGCUGCGCUACCAGGAGAUCGCCAAACGCACCCAGCCACCACCCAAACUGCCCGUGGGCCCCAGCCACAAACUGUCCAACAAUUACUACUGCAUGCGAGACGGCCGCCGCGAAGCCACACCCCCCUCCGUCAUCAUGUCCUUCCAGAAGGCACUGCAGCCAGGCAAGACCCCAGAGAGCUCCCCAGCCACAGCUUCUGAGAAGAAGGCCGUGACCCCGGCACCUCCCAGGAGGCCCUGGGAGCUCUCCAAGGACCAGCCGUACCUGUGACACCGCCCCCGGGUGCCUGGCCCCGUCCCCAACGGGGCAUCUCCUUCUGGGCAAAAGUGACCUAAUUUAUGACAAAUAC
Ochotona princeps (American pika) is the source of this 482-nucleotide messenger RNA. RefSeq names its product NADH:ubiquinone oxidoreductase subunit A7 (gene NDUFA7). Gene Ontology annotation, cellular component: mitochondrial inner membrane. The transcript is spliced from 4 exons. Bases 62 to 403 code for a protein of 113 amino acids. Gene Ontology annotation, biological process: ATP synthesis coupled electron transport; mitochondrial electron transport, NADH to ubiquinone. The record is from RefSeq and is a predicted model, not a curated record. NCBI's taxonomy places the organism in Eukaryota, Metazoa, Chordata, Mammalia, Lagomorpha, Ochotonidae.